AGGUGGCAUGUCUGAUGGCUGGGGAUGAGCUGUGGCCGUCCCAGCGGCGGCGUCUCUGCGACGGCGGCCUCGACAGCCGCGCAGCAGCAGCUGCGUCACGCUGCGUUCGCUGGCGAUGCCGCAACAUGUCGCAGGCUACUCGCCGGCGCGCAAUGCGUGCGGUUUUCGCGCGACCAACGCGGUCGCUCUGCCCUUCACUUGGCGGCGGCCGCGGGUCGCGCCACCGUGGUGCGACUCCUGCUGGCAGUGGCGGCGCCCGGAGAAGCAGACGCGCCAGACGGAGACGGCUGCGCUCCGUUGCAGACCGCCGCAGCGGACGGACACGAGGAGGUCGUGCGACUUUUGUUGGCCAGGGGAGCGGACGUCGACGGGUGCGAUAGCGUGCACAACAAUACUGCACUUCACGAGGCUGCUUGGAAAGGCUACAGUCGAACGGUGAGGCUACUGGCCGCUGCUGGGGCUAACCUGACCAAAGCCAAUGCUGGGGGCUUUACGGCCCUGCACCUCUGUUGUCAGAAUGGACAUAACCAGUGUUGCAGGGAACUACUAUUGGCCAACUGUGAUCCUGACGUGCAGAACAACUACGGGGAUACGGCUCUGCAUACCGCUGCAAGAUAUGGUCACGCGGGCGUGACGCGCAUCCUGAUAUCCGGUCAGUGCCGAGUGUCCGAACAGAAUAAAAACGGCGAUACGGCCCUGCACAUCGCCGCUGCGAUGGGCCGGCGCAAGCUUACUAGGAUAUUGCUCGAGGCCGGGUGUGAUAAGUGCGUGCGCAACAAACAGGGUGAGACUGCGCGGGACAUUGCGUUGCGCAAAGAGUUGACUGAAAUUGUGGAUAUUGUGGAUGAGUGUGUGGCUAGGCGAGAGAAGAAGGCUAACAAGCAGAAGAAGAGGUCCAAGAGUAAGGUGCGCUUUGAGAGCAAGCAUGGAAAAGACAGUGUAGAUAAUUUAGAGAAGACUAAGCACUGGUCGCCGUACGGCUGCCAUUAUUAUCCAGAUCCUGAAGCUUUCCCACAACCACGACUAGACUCGUUACCACAGGAACCACUCAAGAAGGGCGAACAGUAUUAUUUGGACCUUGCAGCUGACCAAUCCACUAAUGGUUGUAAAUGUGACUAG
Messenger RNA from Acanthoscelides obtectus, 1119 nucleotides. NCBI's taxonomy places the organism in Eukaryota, Metazoa, Arthropoda, Insecta, Coleoptera, Chrysomelidae. The record is from the annotation of a GenBank genome assembly.